This is a messenger RNA of Phytophthora nicotianae INRA-310, 1397 nucleotides long. RefSeq lists its product as hypothetical. Gene Ontology annotation, molecular function: zinc ion binding; oxidoreductase activity. The record is from RefSeq and is a predicted model, not a curated record. The coding region runs from base 57 to 1295 and encodes 412 amino acids. Lineage: Eukaryota; Oomycota; Peronosporomycetes; Peronosporales; Peronosporaceae. The transcript has 2 exons.
UCCUGGCUGCUGCUCACUCCAGCAACCCUUUCAAACGCUUCUCAACGCUCUUCGUCAUGCUUCGCAUCGUAUCUCGCUUCAACCAGCCCGCACGUCGCGUCGUGCAGACCUCUGGCAAGUCUCUCGCAGGCGCGCACAACAUGCAAUGCCGUUGUGGCAACUGCGUGCAGCAUCCGACCGGUUGCACGUGCCCACGCUGCCAGUCGCGCUCAUUCUCGGUCAAGUCGCAGUCGCACUACGAUAUCCCCAAGACGCAGACCGCUGUGGUGUUCGAGAACAACAACGCUCCACUGCAGGUUCGUAAGGACUGGCCUGUGACGCAGCAGAAGGACCUGAAGCCCGGUGAGGUGCUCGUCCGUCUCGCUUACAGCGGCGUGUGCCACACUGACCUGCACGUCUGGCUUGGCGACUGGCCUCUGGACAACAAGCUGCCUCUGGUCGGAGGCCACGAAGGUGCUGGUUACGUUGCUGCCAUUGGCGACCACAGCUACACCCACCUGAAGAUCGGUGACCCCGUCGGUGUCAAGUGGUUGGCCAACUCGUGUCUCGGUUGCGAGGACUGCCGUAAGGGCCACGAGUCCACGUGCGUUGACGCUGAUCUGCACGGCUUCACCGUGGACGGCUCGUUCCAGCAAUGGUGCGUGUCAUUCGCUGACCACGUCACUCCGAUUCCUACGGACCUGCCGAUGCACGCCGCCGCUCCGAUCCUGUGCGCCGGUGUGACUGUGUACAAAGCCCUCAAGGAGAUCGGAGGACAGUGCGGCGACUUCGUCGUCAUCCCGGGUGCCGGCGGCGGUCUGGGCCACCUUGCCUGCCAGUACGCUCGUGCCAUGGGCUACCGCGUGAUCGCUAUCGACUCUGGUGACGACAAGCGCAAGCUUGUAGCUUCGUACGGCAUCAAGGAUUUCAUUGACUUUAAGGAGGGCAAUGUGAAGGACAAGGUCUUUGAGGCUACUGAGGGCCGUGGCGCCCACGCGACGGUCGUGGUAGCCUCUGGCGGCGAGGCAUACAAGGACGCACUUUCGUUCCUGCGCCCUCACGGUGCCGUUGUGCUGGUGGGUCUGCCCAAGGACACGUACAUCACGGCUGAGGUCUUUGGCUCCGUGCUGAACGCUCACCGCAUCAUUGGCUCAUACGUUGGCAACCGUCAGGACUCGAUCGAGGCCCUGAAACUGGCCGCUGCCGGUGACGUGUCGACUACCUACACCAUCGAGAAGCUGGACAACCUACCGAGCGUGUUCAAGCGCAUGGCCGCUGGCAAGCUUGCUGGCCGAAUUGUGCUUGACUGCGAGUAGGUUCUAGUGCUCAGCAUCCUCGUGUUGUACAUUUUUCUAGCUGCAGGUAGUUAUGUUAAAGCAGACACCUGCUGGUGACGCUCAUAUAAAAACGUUUUUGCA